Messenger RNA from Dioscorea cayenensis subsp. rotundata (Guinea yam), 1611 nucleotides. RefSeq lists its product as uncharacterized. Lineage: Eukaryota; Viridiplantae; Streptophyta; Magnoliopsida; Dioscoreales; Dioscoreaceae. Gene Ontology annotation, molecular function: DNA binding. Bases 1 to 1611 code for a protein of 536 amino acids. The record is from RefSeq and is a predicted model, not a curated record. The transcript has 4 exons.
AUGGAGGCAAAUAAUGUGCAAUCAUCAGCCUCAAGUGGUAAUGUUCAUUCUAAGACCGAUCCGGCGUGGGAGCACUUCACUUUAUCUACUAAUGAUAAAGGAGCAAAGGUUUACUAUUGCCUCUAUUGUGGAAAAAAUUAUCAAGGAGGGGGGAUUUAUAGAAUGAAGGAACAUUUAGUCGGAAAAAGUGGCAACAUACUUCCUUGUGGGAAAGUCCCUCCUGAUGUACGGGCAUGCAUCAAAGAAUAUAUCACUAAAUCCACAUCUUCCAAAUCAAAAGAGAAGGAAUUAGUUAAAGAAGCAUAUGAAGAAGAAGUAGAAGAGGUUGAUGAACAAGAGUUAAAUCCUACCAUGAAAUUUGGAAAAAGGAAAGCAAAAGGCUCUCUAGAAAAUUUUAUAACAUCAAAGCCAACUCCACUAUCUCAUCCAGGAAUCAAGAGUGCAAUGGCAAGCAAGCAAGCAAUCCAUAAGGCAAAUAUGACAUUUUCUAGGUGGUGUUUUGAUGCUUGUAUUUCUUUUAAUGCUAUGCGGUCACCUUAUUUUCAACCAAUGUUAGAUGCUAUUGGGAGUAUUGGUGCUGGAUAUAAAGCUCCUUCUUAUAAUGACAUGCGAAUCAAUUUAUUGCGGGGCAUAUCAUUUGUGAAAUCUGUUGAUGCUUCAGAUAUUUUGAAAGAUGCCACCAAUUUAUUCAAUUUAUUCAUGGAGAUUAUUGAGUGGGUUGGACCGGAUAAUGUGGUUCAUUUGGUGACCGAUAAUGCAAGCAAUUAUGUUGUCGCGGGAAGGUUAAUACAUGAAAAAUAUGAUCACAUCUAUUGGUCUCCUUGUGCUGCACAUUGUUUGAAUUUGAUUCUGAAAGAUAUUGGCAAAAGAGAUCAUGUAGCAAAGCUUGUAUCACGUGUUUCCAAGGUGACUAUUUUUGUCUACAAUCAUAUAUACAUAUUAUCUUGGUUGAGAAAAAGAUCUGGAUGGAAAGAGAUUGUGCGUCCAGGAGCAACACGUUUUGUUACUACAUUCAUUACUUUGAAAAGUAUCUAUGAUCAUAAACAUGACUUGCAAGCAUUGGUGACAGAUAAGUAUUACACAAGCCAUAAGUUAUCUAAAAGUCCAGCAAGUAAAACAAUUACUUCUAUUAUCUUGGAUGCCAAAUUUUGGGAAGAAUGUUUAUUUAUGGUGAAGAUUGUAGCUCCCAUCAUUAGGCUUUUACGUGUUGUUGAUGCUGAUGAGAAACCUUCACUUGGUUAUGUUUACGAAGGCAUGAUCAGGAUUCGGAAAGCAAUCAUGUCCAUCUUCAGAAACAAGUCUACAAUGCAUCAAUACAAAAAGAGAAGUUAUGAUCCGGUUGAUUAUGAUUGCAUUGAUAAAAUGGACUUUUGGAUAGUUGAAGAAGAAGAAGAAGCAGAAUUAGUAGAUGGAGAUAUGGUAGAAGCAAUAUAUGGAGAAGAUGCUAUUCCAACUUUGGAUGAAAGCCACAAUCAAGAUGAUGUGGAUAUGAAUGAAGAAGAAGUGGAUUUUGAAUUAUUUGGUCAUGCAAGCUAUGAUGAUGCAUUUGAUCAACAAAAAUACUUGGGGCAAAGAGAUGACAAUGAGAGUUGGCCACAACAUCAACCAUGA